Messenger RNA from Phoenix dactylifera (date palm), 1982 nucleotides. RefSeq names its product vacuole membrane protein KMS1-like. Lineage: Eukaryota; Viridiplantae; Streptophyta; Magnoliopsida; Arecales; Arecaceae. The record is from RefSeq and is a predicted model, not a curated record.
AUCGGAAACCUGUCACGGUAUUAUAAUAAGUUAUUAAGCCUGGAAGGCAUAUGCUCUUCCUUUUUAUCCGGGAUAACCCCGUGCACGAAACUUUCGAACCAAACGGCGAGCCUAAGAAAUCUAGAAGAAAUUCGUGGGUAACUACCGCGUCCAACCCCCGGGCUUUUUAAGGCGCUCCCGCACGAAAUCAGCCUUCCUUAAGCUCAUCUCUUUUCCCCUCUUUCUUCCUUCUGCGCGUAGAUUCUCUCUCCCUCCUCCUCCCUCUGGCCCCAAUGCUGCCCUCUUAGAUCCACCAACCCUAGGAACCCGGGUUCCAGAUCCGAUUCCGGCGAGCGUUUUGGCUUAAUGUGUGGGGGGAUUCUAGGGUUGGAGGACGGGAGGUAGCGCGCGACGAUGGGGUCCCGAGGAGCCGCGGUGGCGGCGUCUCCGUCCUUGUCGGAAGGCGCCGACCCGUUGAUCUCAGAACUUCAUAAGAAGCAUCGAUUGGAACUGGAAAAGUUAACAUUGAUCACGCAGCCGUUUAGGACGUUAACAUUUUUCUUCUUUGCUACUGUGCAAAAUCUGAAAAAAUUACUUCUAUAUAUUCUGAGGAAAGGUGGUUGGUUUAAGGUCUUGAGUAUCCUGGUAGUGGCUUUUGGUCUUCUGCUCAUGGCUGUUGAUGGCUCUCAUGAAAAGCAUGUCCAGGAGUUUCUUUGCUAUUCCAGAUUUGGGUUGUGGUGGGUAGCACUAGGUGUGGCAUCAUCUAUUGGACUAGGAUCUGGUUUACACACGUUUGUGCUCUAUUUAGGGCCCCAUAUUGCCCUAUUCACAAUUAAAGCCAUGCAAUGUGGUAGAGUUGAUCUGAAAACUGCUCCAUAUGAUACCAUACAGCUGAAAAAAGAACCCUCGUGGCUUGAAAAGGAUUGUUUAGAAUUUGGGCCUCCACUGUAUCCAUCAUCACCUAGUUCUCUAGUUAGGGUUUCAGUGAGCAGAAUACUUCCUCAGGUUCAACUAGAAGCUGUUCUUUGGGGCAUAGGUACUGCACUUGGGGAGCUUCCUCCUUACUUUAUCUCAAGAGCAGUAUGUACUGCAGCCCAUUUGUCAGCAAGUAACUUGGAAACCAUGGAGGAUCUAGGUGCUGCUUCCUCAAAUGGAGAUGGAUUUAUAUCUGCAUCUCUCAAGAAAAUUAAAUGCUGGCUUGUUUCUCGCUUGCAACAUCUCAACUUUUUUACAAUUUUAGUGCUUGCUUCGGUGCCAAACCCACUUUUUGAUCUCGCUGGUAUUAUAUGUGGACAAUUUGGAAUCCCAUUCUGGAAGUUCUUUCUUGCGACUCUGACUGGAAAGGCAAUCAUUAAGGCUUACAUGCAGACAGUUUUUAUCAUCUCUAUAUGCAAUAACCAACUUUUAGAACUGGUGGAGGACAAGUUGAUUUGGGUUUUCGGUCCUGGAUUCUCUGGUGUACUGCCCGACGUUAUUGCCAAGUUGCACAUGGUGAAGGAUAAAUAUCUGUCUGCCCCAGUUCCAGCUCCAGACCCCUCAGCUGUGAAGGGAAAGCAGUGGAAUCUGACUUUUACAACGAUCUGGAAUACCUUCAUAUGGCUUAUGCUAAUGAACUUCACUGUUAAGAUAGUGCAAUCUACUGCUCAGAAAUAUUUAGAGAGACAACAAGACCUAGAGUUGACUGACAAGUUAUCCCGAUCAAGACAAUCCAGUUCUGAUUAAAAUUGUAUAUCCUAGCAUCGGAUUUGUAACUGCCGUUUCCUUCCAAACUGAACAGCUACAGUGGAGGUGAUUUUACUCUUACUGAAGCUCAGUAUUCUGACAUUUGUGUGCACAGAGAACAAGGAUGGGAAUAUUUAAAUUCAUCGAGGCAGUUUUAGUUUGCCUUUUUGGGGAGGGAAAUUUUAUUGUGCAUUGCACUGGCGCCCUUUAUCGAUUGUUCAAAUAGAAUUAUCUUCCUACUCUUCUUGUUAUACAUCAGAAGUUAUUUGCUUGUGCCCAAA